Candidula unifasciata is the source of this 1329-nucleotide messenger RNA. The record is from the annotation of a GenBank genome assembly. Lineage: Eukaryota; Metazoa; Mollusca; Gastropoda; Stylommatophora; Geomitridae.
GGAGCCAAGGACUACAAAGAUGCGCUGGCCAAAUCAAUUUUAUUCUAUGACGCCCAGAGAUCGGGCAAGCUUCCCGCAAAUAACCCGAUUCCAUGGCGAGGAGAUUCAGCACUGAAGGACUGUGUGGUUGGGGGCUGGUAUGACGCCGGCGAUCACGUUAAAUUCGGACUCCCACUGUCCUCUGCUGCGACCGUCCUGAGCUGGUCACUGGUCAAGUAUAAAGAUGCUUACGUGGCGUCCGGUCAGCUGGACAAUAUGUUCGACAUGAUCAAGUGGGCCUACGACUAUUUUCUUGCUGCCUGGAACGCACAGAAGCAAGAGCUUGUUGUUCAGGUUGGCGAUGGUGAUUUGGACCAUAAAUUCUGGGGCCGACCUGAAGAUAUGACAAUGAACAGGCCCUGCUAUACGGUCAACAAAACGAAACCUGGCAGUGAUGUCGCUAGUGGUACGGCAGCGGCUCUAGCAGCCGGCUCCAUAGCUUACAAAGAUAAUGGUGAUGCGUCUUAUGCUGCUAAACUGCUGGAUGCCGCCAAAAGUCUCUACAGUUUUGCUAAAUCCAACAGAGGCGUGUUUGAGGGCCAGGCCUACUAUACAGACACUGCGGACAACGAUGAGAUGUGCGAGGGAGCCAUGUGGUUGUACAAAGCCACCAACGACAACCAGUAUCUGGAAGACGCCAAGUCUUACUCGGACCUGGAGGUUGCCUGGGGUUACGGCUGGGAGAACAAGAUGGUGGGAUGUCAAGCCCUGAUAUACGAAGCAACGAAAAACGAAUCUUACAGAGAUGUCCUUGAAAGACACUUUACCGAAGUCUGGUUCCCCGGAGGAGAUGUGGAUUACAGCCCUUGCGGGUUCGCUUGGCGCACCAAAUGGGGUUCUGCCAGACACACGGCAAACACGGCUUUCAUAGCUUUGAUCGUCGCCGACCUGGGGAUUAUUCCUGACCAGACCAGAAAGUGGGCCGUGGAACAGAUCAAUUACCUUCUUGGAGACAACAGCCACGACGGGGGAUGCUUCAGCUAUGAGAUAGGUUAUGGAUCAAAGUAUCCUCUUCGACCACAUCACAGGGCUGCCUCCUGCCCCACCCCACCUGCGUCUUGCGAGGGGGCUUUAGAUAGUCCAGCCCCCAGCCCCCACGUCUUAAAUGGUGCUCUGGUUGGAGGUCCUGAAGCCGACGAUAGCUACACAGAUAUCAGAACCGAUUACGUUCUCAACGAGGUGGCGCUGGAUUACAACUCGGGAUUCCAAGGGGCGCUGUCUGGGAUAAUUCACCUGCAGUUAACGAACAAGUUACCAGCGACUGACAACAAAUGUCCGUGUAAAGAAUAG